Molecule: messenger RNA, 429 nt
Organism: Coccinella septempunctata (seven-spotted ladybird)
Lineage: Eukaryota; Metazoa; Arthropoda; Insecta; Coleoptera; Coccinellidae
Exons: 2
Coding region: 1-429 (142 amino acids)
Source: RefSeq, a predicted model, not a curated record
AUGGCGUGGAAACAAAAUGGGUGCAAGAAGAGAGGAAGAGGAACCGACAUUGGAGAACAACCAAAGGAAGAUCUAUUGGUAUAUCUGAGCAUUGAGAUAGAUAGGAGUAUCGAGCACAACAGGCCUGAUACGGUGAUCUGGGAUAAGGUAGCGAAGACUGCUCUGAUAAUAGAUUUCACAGUGCCUCAGGACUACAAUCUGGCUAGAGCCUAUGGAGAGAAGAUAACAAAGUACGAGAUGAGGGAUAUUUAUCAGCUGAGGAAGGUCGACAUAAUGCCUCUUAUAAUAUCUGUCAAUGGGCUGAUACCGAGAAAAACUACUGAACAUCUGAAAGAACUGAGCCUGCCCCAGAAUGCAAUUCUAUGGAUACAAAAGGCGGUAAUUCUGGGAACUGUUAACAUCAUCAGAAAAGUGUUGCACCCUCAUUAA